Messenger RNA from Emys orbicularis (European pond turtle), 2752 nucleotides. It is a transcript of the gene PTCHD4, whose product is annotated as patched domain containing 4. Gene Ontology annotation, cellular component: membrane. NCBI's taxonomy places the organism in Eukaryota, Metazoa, Chordata, Testudines, Emydidae. Bases 212 to 2752 code for a protein of 846 amino acids. The transcript is spliced from 3 exons. The record is from RefSeq and is a predicted model, not a curated record.
AUGCUGCUUAGCUGGGGGAGCGCGAGGGGGGAAAUAACCCGGGCGCCACCCUGUCCCCAGGGCCCCUCCACACACACACGCGCGCACCCCACGGAUCGAUAUUUGGCUGCCUUGCUGCAACUUGCUGCAGUCUUGCAAAGGAGUAGUGGGAGUGAGAGGGGGGAGGAAAGGGGAAACUGGCAGGAAGGGGGCAAGGAGCCACACAUGUCACAUGUGCUUUCUAAGCCGCCCGGGAGCAUCUGCAAGCUGGAGCUGGUGGAGGAUGCUGCGGCAGGUGAUCCACAGAGGGCUUCAGUCGUUUUGCUACAAGCUGGGCUUGUUCGUGAGCAGGCAUCCGGUGUUUUUCCUCACUGUGCCCGCAGUCCUGACCAUCAUCUUCGGCUUCAGCCUGCUCAACCGCUUCCAGUCUGAAAGGGACCUGGAGACGCUGGUAGCCCCCAGCCACAGCCUGGCCAAGAUCGAGCGGAGCUUAGCCAGCAGCCUUUUCCCCCUGGAGCAGUCCAAAAGCCAGCUCUAUUCGGACUUGCACACCCCGGGGAGGUAUGGCAGGGUGAUCCUCCUCUCCAAACCUGGAGGCAAUAUUUUGCAUCAGGCUGAUGUGAUCCUGCAGAUCCACCGAGCCGUGCUGGAAAUGAAGGAUGGAAGGAGCAGUUUUAUUGGACACCAGCUUGGAGGGGUCAUGGAGGUGCCAAACAGCAAGGACCAGCGAGUGAAGUCAGCCAGAGCCAUCCAGAUCACCUACUACCUCCAAACCUAUGGCUCUGUUGCCCAGGGCCUCAUUGGUGAAAAAUGGGAGAGUGAAUUCUGUAAACUGAUGCGCAAGCUGCAGCUGGAUCACCAAGAUCUGCAGCUCUACUCGCUGGCAUCCUUUAGUCUUUGGAAGGACUUCCACAAGACCAGCCUCCUGGCCAAGGGCAAGAUCUUAGUGAGCCUGAUGCUCAUUCUACUGAUUGCUAUGCUCUCGAGCUCCAUGAAGGACUGCCUGCGAGGCAAACCUUUCCUGGGAUUAUUGGGAGUAUUUACAAUCUGCAUCUCCAGUGUCACUGCAGCAGGGAUAUUUUUCAUUACUGAUGGAAAAUAUAACUCUACACUGCUGGGAAUCCCCUUCUUCGCAAUGGGUCAUGGAACCAAAGGAGUGUUUGAACUUCUUUCAGGAUGGCGCAGAACCAGAGAGAACCUUCCAUUCAAGGAUAGGGUAGCAGACACCUAUUCCGAUGUCAUGGUCUCCUAUACAAUGACGAGCUCCUUGUACUUCAUAGCCUUUGGUAUGGGUGCCAGCCCUUUCACCAACAUCGAGGCUGUGAAAGUUUUCUGCCAGAACAUGUGUGUCUCCAUCCUGUUGAACUACUUCUAUAUCUUCUCCUUCUUUGGCUCUUGCUUGGUCUUUGCUGGGCAGUUGGAACAGAACCGUUACCACAGUAUCUUCUGUUGUAAAAUCCCUUCAGCAGAAUACCUGGAGAGGAAACCUAUGUGGUUCCAAACCAUGAUGAGUGACGGCCAUCAGCACACUUCUCAUCAUGAGACUGACCCCUACCAGAAUCACUUCAUCCAGCAUUUCCUACGAGAGCAUUACAAUGAAUGGAUUACUAACAUCUACGUCAAGCCAUUUGUGGUGAUACUGUAUCUCAUUUAUGCCUCUUUCUCCUUUAUGGGGUGCUUACAGAUCAGUGAUGGGGCCAACAUCAUCAACCUCCUAGCCAGUGAGUCUCCAAGCGUCUCCUAUGCCCUCAUUCAGCAGAAGUAUUUCAGCAACUACAGUCCUGUGAUAGGAUUCUACAUCUAUGAACCUCUUGAAUAUUGGAAUGGCACUGUGCAAGAAGACUUAAAAACACUGAGCCAUGGUUUCAAUACAGUGUCCUGGAUUGAACAAUACUAUCAGUACCUGAGAGUUGGCAACAUCAGCACCACCAACAAAAGUGACUUUAUCAGCAUCCUCCAGACCUCUUUUUUAAAAAAAUCUGAAUUCCAGCACUUCAAAAAUGACAUCAUUUUCUCCAAGGCUGGAGACGAGAACAACAUCAUUGCUUCCCGCAUGUAUCUAGUGGCCAGGACUAGUGAAAACACACAAAGGGAGGUGGUGGAAUUGCUGGAGAAGUUAAGGCCACUAUCUCUAAUACAGAGCAUCAAAUUCAUUGUGUUCAAUCCUACCUUUGUUUUCAUGGACCACUAUGGUUUAUCAGUAACUAUGCCUGUCCUGAUUUCUGGCUUUGGCAUCCUGCUGGUGUUAAUACUGACCUUUUUCCUGGUUAUUCAUCCUCUGGGAAACUUCUGGUUAAUUCUUAGUGUCACCUCAAUAGAGUUGGGUGUGCUAGGCUUGAUGACUUUAUGGAAUGUAGACAUGGAUUGUAUUUCUAUACUGUGCCUUAUCUACACUUUGAAUUUUGCCAUAGAUCACUGUGCACCCCUGCUUUACACAUUUGUACUAGCAACUGAGCACACCCGAACUCAGUGUAUAAAAAACUCCCUCCAAGAUCACGGGACAGCCAUUUUGCAAAAUGUUACUUCUUUCCUUAUUGGGUUGGUCCCCCUUCUCUUUGUGCCUUCAAAUUUGACCUUCACACUGUUCAAAUGUUUGCUGCUCACCAGCAGUUGCACACUACUGCACUGUUUUGUUAUUUUACCCGUCUUCCUAACUUUUUUCCCACCCUCCAAAAAGCACCACAAGAAAAAGAAACGGGCCAAAAGGAAGGAGCGAGAAGAGAUUGAAUGCAUAGAGAUUCAGGAGAAUCCUGAUCAUGUAACAGCAGUCUGA